This is a messenger RNA of Bufo bufo (common toad), 2877 nucleotides long. RefSeq names its product solute carrier family 15 member 4 (gene SLC15A4). Gene Ontology annotation, cellular component: membrane. Bases 80 to 1789 code for a protein of 569 amino acids. NCBI's taxonomy places the organism in Eukaryota, Metazoa, Chordata, Amphibia, Anura, Bufonidae. The transcript is spliced from 8 exons. Gene Ontology annotation, biological process: transmembrane transport; oligopeptide transport. The record is from RefSeq and is a predicted model, not a curated record. Gene Ontology annotation, molecular function: transmembrane transporter activity.
UGGGCGAUGACGCGACCUCGGAAAGCUUCCUGUGUGAUUGUGGGUCCCGGUCCAUGGAAUCGCAGUGGUGAUCACCGGCAUGGAAGACGCGAGUGAGCGGAGCCCUCUGCUGGGCGGUAGAGCCGAUUCUUCUCCUCCGCCUGGCAACGUGUUCGCCGGGCGCCGCUUGGCCUGUGCCGCGGUGCUGCUGUCCGAGCUGCUGGAGAGAGUGGCCUUCUAUGGGAUCACGUCCAACCUGGUGCUGUUCCUUAAUGGCCCUGUGUACAACUGGGAGGGCACCCAGGCCAGCCAGGCGCUGCUGCUCUUCAUGGGCAUCACUUACCUGGUGUCCCCGUUCGCGGGGUGGCUGGCGGAUGCCCUGAUCGGCCGCUUCUGUACCAUCCUGCUCAGCAUGGUGCUGUACCUGGUGGGCAUGCUGCUCUUCCCGUUGGUCACGUACCCGGUCACCCGGACUAGUUUCUGUGGGGACAUCCCUAUGAGUGAUUUGGAGAACUGCACUACCCCCAAUGCCACAGUCAAUGGAUCUGACGCCCAGUGCCAUGAGCGGACUGCCAGAUACUGCUUCACCCCCAUAUUCCUAGGACUGGUGGUCGUGGGGCUGGGGGUGGGCUCUGUCAAGGCGAACAUCACUCCAUUUGGAGCGGACCAGGUCAAAGAUCGAGGGCCAGAGGCAACGCGUCGAUUUUUCAAUUGGUUCUACUGGAGCAUUAACCUGGGAGCAAUCAUCUCACUUGGUGGGAUUGCCUAUGUGCAGCAGAACAUCGGGUUCCUCACUGGAUAUAUCAUCCCUGCCGCCUGCAUUGGUGUUUCCUUUUUGGUCUUCAUGUGUGGACAGACUGUCUUUGUUACCAAGCCAGCGGAUGGCAGUGCCUUUACUGACCUGUUCAAGGUCCUGAGCUACUCCUGCUGUACAAGGAAGCCAGAAAACCAGAGACUGCAGAACAAUGGUUCACAGAGGCACAACCAAAACAUUUUGGACAUGUCCAAGGCUUCCCGAGGUGGACCAUUCAGAGAUGAUAAAGUGGAAGAUGUGAAGGCACUUGUAAAGAUAAUUCCAGUCUUCUUGGCACUUAUUCCUUACUGGACAGUGUAUUUUCAGAUGCAAACUACAUAUGUUCUUCAGAGCCUGCAUUUGAGAAUCCCACAGAUAUUUAACGGUGGAACUCACACUUUUCCAGCUGCCUGGCUUACUAUGUUUGAUGCAGUGCUCAUUUUGAUCCUCAUACCACUGAAAGAUAAGUUGGUGGACCCAGCCUUGAAACGAAAGGGCUUAUUGCCCUCAUCGCUCAAGAGAAUCGCUGUUGGAAUGUUUUUUGUGACUUGCUCUGUAUUAGCUGCAGGUAUAUUGGAAAGUAAGAGACUGGCCAUUGUCAGAAGCCAGAUAUACCCCCAGAGGAUCGGCAAUGUCAUUUAUUAUGCCGCUGAUCUCCCCAUAUGGUGGCAGCUGCCGCAGUAUCUGCUGAUUGGUGUCAGUGAAAUCUUUGCAAGUAUAGCAGGGCUAGAGUUUGCAUACUCAGCGGCGCCUAAAUCCAUGCAGAGCGCCAUUAUGGGACUUUUCUUCUUUUUUUCUGGUAUUGGAUCAUUUGUAGGCUCUGGGCUCCUGGCCCUGGUCUCACUGCCUUCAAUCGGAUGGAUGAGCAGUCAUACAGAUCUAGGAAACAUCAAUGAAUGCCACUUGAACUAUUACUUCUUCCUCCUUGCUGCUAUCCAGGCAGCAACCCUCCUUCUUUUUCUCAUAAUUUCUGUGAAAUAUGAGCGCCAGCAGACUAGAGCGAAUGGCAGACUCUAGCAGUAUGUGCUGAACUAGGUGGAACUGAGGUUGGAGCACUUGUGGUAUGGGCGGCUUGACGGAAAGGAGUGCCUGCAGAAGUCCUCCAAGUCCAUCUUCAGCGUACAGAACUUCAAGUGCUCUUCUAAUAAGUAGACUUUUAUUUUAAAGGUCACUUACCUUGCACUACUCCUAUUCUGCAGGACUGAUCUAAGCCUCUGAUGCACUGAAAAUGUUGGUAGGUCGGCAGGUAGCUCUCCUGUGGGCUGCGCUGACAUUUACCUACCUGGUCUCUUGAGUUCUUAGUGGCUAGCUUAUGGAUCUUAUUUUGUCUCCUAUAAUGUAAUGUGAAAGAUAAAGGGUGAUACUGAUGACUUCAUCCACUUCUAAUCAUUGAGGUGAUCAUGACCUCCUACUUUUAUUUAAAAUUCCCUUUCUUAUUCAAAUUUUUAUUUUAUUUUAAUUCGUUCUAGCCUAAUAAUAGCUCCUAUAGUUAAAGGGGUUUUCUGAGACUUUUAACUGUUUACUUAUCCUCAGGAUAUCUGAUCAGUCGGACCCCCGCUGAUCAGCUGUUUAAGAAGGCCACAGCACCAGUGCCUGAUUGGCCAGGGUUCUGGGUGCUGGGCCCCCACCGAUCAGAUAUAGGUCAUCAGUUAAAGUCUUGGAAAACCCCUUUAAGUUGUAUACAAUUAGAUAUACUGGUCUGCUUUUUUUGCACAUACAGUGCCACCCAGGUGCAGGGGUUGCAUCAGGUAUUGUAGCAAAGACCCAACUGUACUAUAACAUCUUAAAGAGGUUUUCCUAUCUUAGGUUGGCCUUCUCCAGCGUGGGUGCAGCUGGCAGAGGUGGUCAGCACAACACAGAUAGCUGAGCAGGCUAUGCAGUUUCCGUAACUCCUGUUCAUUUGUAUUAGAGCUAUGUUAACAGCAUAUCGCAGCCCGAUCAGCCAUUUCCUUAGUGACCACCUCCACCCACUGCAUCCAGGCCAGAGAGGUCAUCCUGACAUAGGUAUACCCCUUUAACUGAUCAAUCAAGAUUGCUUGAGUGUCGAUGAUGGCUGUGGGGAUAAAGUUUUUAUGUAGCUGAAUAUAUAUAUAUAUAUAUCUAUA